UGUAUUAAACCAAAAAGAAAUCAUAUGGAUUAGUUUUACGAUCUCUUUACGAACUUGGCGUCAAAAGUGGUAGCUGUCAAUGGCGAGAGCCUACAUUUUAUUAAAAUUAAAUCUUAAUUUGUAUUUUGACGAUGAACGAAUGUUUUGGUACAAAAUGAGGGGGAGUAAACAAUGACAGAAUUGUAGUUUGAUCUAGGCCUAUCUAUCACUUAGGCCUAUUGAUUUGAACCUAUAGGCCUAACUGAACAAGAAUUGAUAAGAAUAAUAAUAAUAAGUCUACCCGAAAUAAACAGUUGAUGGCAAGUAUCUUUUAGCAAAGAAGAACGAACAAGAAACGAUGUGUGUGUUGUAAAAUUUUCUAAAUGUUUAGUCACGGUUAAACUUCCUCCCGCAAGGUGGCGCCAUUUGCCCAUUUUUAUGUGUGGUCUGAAAUGAAUCACUCUAGCCAAGAGUCCUUCAAUUGGGAGGAACUUAAACUUGAAUCUCAAAGUAACCUUCUGCCCGGUAGACAUCUUGAUCUUAAUAUUUGUCACAUCAAAAACAUUUUUUGAGAUGCAUUAUGCAAAAAACUGUAACAAUUUUCACAGUGAAUGUGUUUCUGAUGCUGUUAUCGACACUCCAAUGUGCACAUCUUCAUAUGAUAAAGGAUACUUGAUCAGACACUCUUACACUCUUACAUUCAGCUGUUUUGAAAGGCAAAUUUGUCUCGAUCUGUGCUGCAGGUUCAGAUUAUUAGAUAUACAGCAUUGUCCAAAAGCAUCCAAAUGGGAAAUGAAUACAAAUUUGAAUAGAUAAAAGUUUAAAAGCAGAGGUAAGACCCUUAUCGAAAAGAGUGUCUCUAGGUGAACUGAUGUCGGACUCAUGAUAACCUGCCAUGAACAGAUCCUAAGAGAAAUUGACCUAUACACCUCCAUUUGAAUAUUCAUUUCGUGAAUAUUCAAACGUGAGCAAUUUGAGUUGCAAAAAUAAAACUCUUAGAUUUGCCUUAUUUCCGCCUAAUUAUUCUGCUGCCUGUUGGCACACUUUGGAACAAAGAAAGUCAGCUGCAUAUUGAUUUCACACUGACGUUCCAGCCAUGACUCUGUACAUCACUCUGGGUCUCAUCGCGCUUUCUUUCUCCACAGGUAUGUGUGUUUCUUUUUAGGAUUCUUACUUGAUGAAAUGACUACAUUUUUGUAUUUAUGAUCAAACAGUUCACAAUGAGAUGAGAUGAUUUGAGAUGCUGAUACAUAAAACAAAUGCAUUUUUUAAUUGUUUUACUAUGACAUUUCUUUAUGUUUCAGUAUUCGCUCUGAGAUGCUACCAGUGCCAAUACAAAUACAAUUCAUCAUGCAAGCAAAAUCUAACUAAUUGUCCUCUUCAAUGCGGCUCCAUCACUGUAAACAACAAUGGCAGUACAUUAGAUAGCAGUGAGAAAAACUGCACAGAUCCUGCCCUGUGUGUUACUGACGCCAUACAUUUGGGACAAAACCAAAUGACCUUUAAUCCCCAAUGUUGUGACACAAACCUCUGCAACACUGAAGAGGCUCCAGCUUUGCUGCGAUACAAUAGGCUGAUGUGUUACACCUGUGACAUAUUCAAUAAAGACUGCUCAAACAUUGUGACUUGUUCAGGUGACCAGAAAAAGUGCUUCAGUACAGAAGUUGACAUUAUUGGCGUGAAUACGAAAGGAUGUGCAAGUGAUAUAAUAUGUGGGAACUCUUUAUUAAAUACCCUGGGCUCCAUGUCUGGCACUCGGAUGAGAUGCUGUGAGGGAAUCCUGUGUAACAGCGGUCAGGGUUUGAAACAGAGGCUCUUCCUGUUCCUGCCGCUGGUGACUCUUCUCUCUCUCCUUUUCCUCUGAGAUGUGUCCUGUUUAUGUUUCUCUGGAGUUUUUGUGCUUUAUUGACAUACAGUAAGACACUUAUGUAAUAGAUGAAGUAUGUAGUAUGCAUGUGCCACUUCUCUUUUUACAUUACAUUAUGGUUUUGGUGAAGGAAAAGUUUCUUGGUUGUAUGCAGAAUAUUAUUUUAUUUAAUUUACUAAAAUGAAUCCAGCUUUAUUUAAAAUUAAUAUGUCUUUUAUUCGGGAGGGGGUAGAUGGAUUGAACACUAAGGAAAGUAUAUUAUAGGCUACUAAAUUGCUUUAUUUAUCUAUUGUUUAGCUAUGUGUGUUUCUAAUCAAUUUUUUCAUACCAAGUUGUUCAUUUGAUUAAAACUAAAAAACAAUUUCUACUUUUUAAAAUGGC
Messenger RNA from Pimephales promelas (fathead minnow), 2227 nucleotides. Its product is annotated as ly6/PLAUR domain-containing protein 8-like. The record is from RefSeq and is a predicted model, not a curated record. NCBI's taxonomy places the organism in Eukaryota, Metazoa, Chordata, Actinopteri, Cypriniformes, Leuciscidae.